This is a messenger RNA of Closterium sp. NIES-65, 852 nucleotides long. The record is from the annotation of a GenBank genome assembly. NCBI's taxonomy places the organism in Eukaryota, Viridiplantae, Streptophyta, Zygnematophyceae, Desmidiales, Closteriaceae.
AUGGUCGCGGUUUCCGUUAUCCUCCCCAUCGCAUUCUUCGUUUUGCUGUUCUCGCUCCCGCUCUUCAUCCCCGCGAUACAGCUCGGAAUAGCAGCCGCGGUCGGGACCGCAGGGGCAGCUUUCGCCCUCAUCGCGACUAUAUUAGGAGCGGCAUGGUCGUUUGGGCUGCUCAAUCGCGGAUCCAGUUCCCGCAGCAGUGAUAAAGCCGGUCGCGGUGGAAGGCGGGGGAAGAGAGGGAAGCGCAGCAGUGAUUUUGAAAGCGAGAUGAUGGAUUACCUUGACUUGAGCCCCAAGGAGCGGGAGAAGAUGAAGAAGGCGCUGAAUAAGCUUGGCGUGAGGAGGUGGUUCAAUGGCGCCUCAAGUGAGGAUAAUGAAUGGAAGAAGUGGGUAGACUACAUUGAGUGCAGUGAGGACGAGGAGGAUAGGGCUGAUGGGAGGAGGGUCAGGGAACGAAGGGAUGCAGGAGGUGAAACGGAAAGCUUUUUCAUGAGUAGCGAUAACAAGCGUGGUGGUAGUAAGAAGGGGAGUGGCAGUGGGACAGGGGUAUGGCUGGAGGAAGAGGAGCGGAAGCGGAUGAAGAAGUUUGACGAGAAGCUGAUUGAGAAGAGUGUGCGGAAGAUGGGAGAUCCAUCUUCUUGGUCAGUAGAUCAGGUGGCUUCCUGGCUUGAGCUGCAAGGCUUUGGUGCAUAUGCAGACACUUUCAAGGAACAACGCGUCUGUGGUGGGGUUCUGCUCAACCUGACAACGUCCGAGUUACGGGACGAUUUAAGCGUGAAGAGUCUUGGUGAGAGGAAGUUGAUGCUCGAGAGCAUACUGGAAUUGAAAAAGAUUGGGGAUUCGGCGUCAAGAUAG